Molecule: messenger RNA, 2687 nt
Organism: Oldenlandia corymbosa var. corymbosa
Lineage: Eukaryota; Viridiplantae; Streptophyta; Magnoliopsida; Gentianales; Rubiaceae
Source: the annotation of a GenBank genome assembly
GUUUCAUUUGCAUCUGGCGCCAACAGACGUCGUUUUGUUCUUCUUCCUUGCAUAUGUUGCAGAUUUGGGGACUCCCAAUUUCCAUUUGCUCACCUUGUUUCCCUUUCUCUUCGUUUCAUUCUAAAUCAUCUGCCCUGCAUCUUCUUCUUCUUCAAUUCCUCCUUGACCCCAUGUGUCUUCCCAAUCCCUGCUGUAAACUGAUUAAAAGGGUGUUCUUUUUCAGGGGGUUACUUUGCUUUCAAAUGGCUACUGACCAUCUUUUCCCCCCACUGCCCAUCAGCCAUGGGCAGUGUUUUUUUCUUUUUUUUUUGGGGGGUGUUUGUUGGAAACUUUUGAGUGAUUAUGGCUUGUGGUUCUGAAAAUCUGAUGUGGGUCGAUCCAUUAAUGAUGAAGCUGCCACCUUUAGUUUCAAUUAUGCCAUUGUCCAAGGUUCGGAGGAGAAAUCAAUGGUAUGGCUGUGCAACUCCAACUCCGGUAAAACCAAAUGCAAUUGUGUAUUUUUUCUUGAAAAUCAGUUCUUAUUUUCAGUUUUGAUAUGUUUGUCUCAUCUGCUUUUGGUUAUGAAUAUUGUUGCAUACAUUUUUUCUGUAAUAACAUUCCCAGUUUAUGUUGUAGUUUGUACUAAUAAUUAGCGAUGGAUAUAAGUUUAGUUCAAUUUGAAAUUAAUCCCUGAAUCUACUGUCCCUAUAGGGAUAGGAAAAGCUUAAGUCCGACAGUCAUAUAUAUAAUAUCUAUAAAUAGACCACCAUCAGUGGGCCAAAAAAAAAAAAGCAAACAGUAACCAGGAAAGUUAGUAUCAGUAUUGUUUUCAAGCUUUUGUGAUUUUCUUCUGCAGAAAUUCUCUGGCUUCAGCGCCUGAAGAUUUCGAGCUUCAUAAUUCAGGUUUGAAUUACUACUACUGUUACUUCUUUUCUGGAUAUUUUUGAUCGAUGAAUUUAAUGUUCUUUAUUGACAAUGUCCUAUAAUUCCAGCCUAUUUGUACAUCCUUCACGCCAUCAAAAACAUAUAUAGGGAUUUGUUGGCAUAUAAUUCAGUAGUACCUGAUCAUGCUUUUUUUUUUUUUUCUUUGGACUUGUUCAUUCGAAAGUUUGGUGUGCUUGCUCAUGUGCUGUAAUAUGCUAAUAUGAACUAUAUUACAGAUACUUGGUAGGCUUUUGUUGGAGUGAUGAUGAUUUACUCAUAUUUAUCUUGGCCGCACCUUUGGUUUCUGUAUAUGUUUCCAGUAUUUCUGUUUGGUGCUAGGUUUGUUUAGGGUACAUUUUUUCACGUAUACCCUGCUUGAUUUUCUUUGCUGUCACUCUUAGGACUUCCAUGGUACAUUGAGCAUGCCGCAAAAAUCGGUAUCUUAUUCAAAUGUUACUCGUGUCACCUCUUUGUUUUUUAAGGAUUUAGGAUUGAAGAGGCAGCAAUUUUCAGCUACUAUCAUGUUUGUAAAAGAUUAAGGCAUAAGAGACGGCAAUCUUCAGCUAUUCUCACGUGUUUAGGUGAAUUUAAUUGUAGUUGGUAUAAGAAUUGAGGCCGGAAGAUGAGUGUUUAUCGUAGUAGGUACUGGCUUAAGGAAUUUUUUUGUAAAAAAAUAAAGUUAAUUUUUUUUCUUUUUUUAAUUCUAAUUCAGAUGGGAAUGGAAUAUGGUUUUUGAAACUGAAUACUAACUUUGAUUACGUCUGGUUUCUGUUCCGGCUUUGGUUUGGAUUACAUUCUCCUGAUGUUGCCCUCACAUGAUCUGUUCCCAAAAUAUUUGGGUCUAUGAAUUGCUUGAAUUAGUCGUGGCCAUUUUAUAACUUGAUCUUGGUUCUGACAUGUUGAUAGAAGAAAAAACAGAGACAAGGGAGAACAAAAGCCUGAAGCAGACGUUCAUCAAUUUCAUCAUCCAAUCUUCAGUCUACCAUUCUCUACUCUGUGUCUCUUCUCAAUUUGGUGAAUAGGAAAAUGGAACCGGCGACAAAGAGGCUGGUCAGGGAUUACACGAGGUUACGGAAAGACCCUCCUGCCGGCAUCAGUGGCGCUCCUAAUGAUGACAAUAUCAUGCUCACGAACGCUAUCAUCACUGGCCCAGAUGACUCUCCUUGGGCAGGUGGUACAUUUAGGUUGACACUGAAUUUCACUAGGGAUUACCCAAAUAAACCUCCAACUGCAAAAUUCAUUUCAAGAAUGUUCCACCCAAAAAUUGCUGCAGAUGGAAGUGUUCUCUUGGAUGUUCUGGAACAUCACUGGAGUCCAGUCUAUGAUGUAGCAUCUAUAUGACAUACAUCCAGUCACUGCUUUGUGACCCUAGUCCACACGAUUCACCUGCCAACUCAGAAGCCGCGCGGUUGUUGAGUGAAAGCAAGCGUCAAUAUGACAAGAAGGUGCGUGAAGUAGUGGAGGAUAGCUGGACAACUGACUAAAUAAUUCCUCUCUAGGAGAACAAUGGAAGGGUAUCAACACUGAGCUGAGUUUGAUAUCAAACUUCCCUUUCUCCUGGUUAGGAUGAUCUCUAUCUUCUGUAGGAAAUGUGAUCAGAGCAUUAGUAACUGAUGUUGGGCUGCCUACAAUUUUAUAUGCUAUAUAUUGGCUGGUUGGGCUGUCUUGUAAGUUGUAAGGAACUCCCAUAGUGUUUAUUGUCCAAAUCAAGUGACAAUAUGGUGAAUAUAGCUAUGGUGAUGUUUUUUUGUUAUUAUCAGAUGGAUUGGGAAAAAUAUAGUGGC